This is a messenger RNA of Elaeis guineensis (African oil palm), 3952 nucleotides long. RefSeq names its product putative disease resistance protein RGA3. The record is from RefSeq and is a predicted model, not a curated record. Lineage: Eukaryota; Viridiplantae; Streptophyta; Magnoliopsida; Arecales; Arecaceae. Gene Ontology annotation, molecular function: ADP binding.
UAGCUCAAGCUUCUCCACCUCCCUUCGCUGGGCCUUUCUUUCCUUUCUCUGACAAUACAAAGAGGGACACAUCAUGGCAGGAGGAGCAGUUCUAUCAGCGUUCAUGCAGGUUCUUUUUGAAAGGUUGUCCACAAUUGCCUUGCAUGAGUUCAGAUCAGGACGAGGUAUUAAUAAUGAGUUAGAAAAUCUUUCAAGUACACUAUCCACAAUACAAGUGCUGCUAGAAGAUGCCGAGGAGAAGCAAUUGAAGGAUAAACGAGUGAGAGAUUGGCUUGCGAAGCUCAAGGAUGUUGCCUAUGAUUUGGAUGACUUGCUGGAUGGUCAUGCAGCAGAGGCUUUGAGAUCAAAUUUAGAGGGCAACCAAUCACAGAGCCGCUGGAAAAGGCAGGUAUGUGACUUCUUAUCUUGCACCUUAUGGCAGAAAGGUUUGUUUCAUUGCACCAUAGCACAUAGGAUAAGAAGGGUGCAGGAAAAGCUAGCUAGGAUGGCUAAGGAGCGAGAUGUUCUCGGUCUUCAAGCAUUAGGUGGGAUGAGCAAACUUGAGAUCACAGAGCGAACUGAAACCAGUUCACUGGUAGAUGGGUUGAAUGUGUUUGGUAGAGAGGAGGAUAGGGAUAAUAUUGUGAAUAUCUUGCUAUCUAUUAGUGAAUCUAGUCCUCAAAAUGUCUCAGUACUCCCUAUUGUUGGUAUGGGAGGCCUUGGGAAGACUACUGUAGCCCAACUAGCCUACAAUGAUGAGAGGGUCAAAAAACACUUUCAAUUAAGAAUGUGGGUCUGUGUUUCUGAGAAUUUUGAUGAGAGGAAGUUAACUAAAGAAACCCUCGAUUCUGCUAUAAAUGGGCACUCUUCUAUGACCACAAACAUGAAUAUUCUCCAACAAAAUCUCUUUGAACAUUUGAAGGGGAAGCGUUUUUUGCUUGUUUUAGAUGAUGUGUGGAAUGAGGAUCACAACAAAUGGCACAGUUUUAGAGCUUCCUUAAGUUCUGGAGGAAAAGGAAGCAAAAUAGUGGUAACAACUCAGAAUGAAAAUGUUGGGAGAAUCAUGGGUGGGUUCCCUUCCUACCGGUUGCAGCGAUUAUCGGACAACAACUGUUGGUCUUUGUUCAAAAAUUGUGCAUUUGUUGAUGGCAACUCUAGUGGAUAUCCAAGAUUGGAGGAAAUCGGUAAGAAAAUUGUAGAAAAGCUCAAGGGGUUACCACUUGCAGCAAAGGCAGUGGGGAGCCUCCUGUACUCGAAAGUGGAUGAAGAAGAAUGGAAAGAUAUUUUGAGGAGUGAGAUAUGGGAGUUGACACCAGAUACGAACAGUAUCUUACCAGCUUUAAGAUUGAGUUAUAAGCACUUGCCCCCACACUUGAAGCAGUGUUUUGCAUUUUGUGCUGUAUUUCACAAAGAUUAUAUGUUUGAAAGAGAUAAAUUGGUCCAAAUUUGGAUGGCACUGGGGUUUAUUCAGCCUCAAGGGAGUAAAAGAUUGGAAGACAUAGCAAAUACUUACUUUGAUGACUUGCUGAGUAGAUCCUUCUUUCAGCCUUACAAGGGCAACUAUGUAAUGCAUGAUGCAAUCCAUGAUCUGGCGCAAUAUAUAACCAUGGAUGAUUGUCAUAGAUUAGAGGAUUAUAAGAGACUCAACAACUGUAAUAAGAUCCGUCAUUUAUCAUUUUCUUGUGACAAUUCAAUUCUCACUUCCUUUGAGGCAUUUUAUAGUUUUAAGAGAUUAAGAACACUCCUAUUGUUGCGGGGAUACAAAUCGAAUAUAACUUCUGUUCCUGAUGAUCUCUUUAUGAAACUGAGAUGGCUACGGGUGCUGGACCUAUAUCGCAGAGGUAUCAAAGAGCUGCCACAUUCUAUUGGAAAUCUAAAACAACUUCGCUACUUGGGUCUCUCGAGUACUAAAAUCAAAACAUUGCCAUCAUCAGUCAGUAAGCUAUACAAUCUGCAGACGCUGAAACUGAAAAAUUGCAAUUCACUACAAGAACUGCCGGAAUGUAUUAUUAACCUCAUAAACCUGCGUCAUUUAGAGGCAAAUACCAGACUAAUUGCCAACAUAGCUGGAAUUGGAAGACUCACCUGCCUCCAAGAAUUAGAGGAAUUUGUCGUUCAGAAGGAUGGAGGACACAAAAUUACAGAGCUGAAAGACAUGAUGCAGCUUCGAGGACGUCUCUGCAUUGCGGGUCUUGAGAACAUAGCCCGCAGAGAAGAGGCGAAUGAGGCUAAAUUAAACACAAAGGAGUACCUUAGUUUGCUAGAGUUUGUAUGGGAAGACAACAGGGAUAUCAGUCUUCAUGAAGAAUGUCUCGAUGAAGUUGUGCUUGAAGGCCUCAGCCCACAUCAUGAACUCAAAGAGAUGAAAAUCACAGGCUAUGCAGGUGCCAAUUUUCCAAGUUGGCUAGCAAGUCCACUCUCCAGCCUGCAGACCAUCCAUCUAUCCAAUUGCAUAAGAUGCAUACACCUCCCACCUCUGGGACAGCUGCCAUUCCUCAAAAAGCUGGAGAUAAGAGGAGCUGAUGAACUGAUUCUAAUUAGCCAAGAAUUCUCAGGCAAUGGGGCAACUAAGGGAUUCCCAUCAUUGACUGAACUAGUUCUUGAUGACAUGCCCAAUUUGGAAGAAUGGCUAUUUGCAGAUGGUGACCAAUUGUUCCCUUGCCUCACUGAACUUGAUGUCAUUGACUGUCCUAAGCUGAAAGCACUGCCCCGCCUUCCUUCGACCCUGACAAGGCUCCGAAUAUCUGAAGCAGGGCUCAGUCUUCUCCCCGAAUUGUGGGAUUCGAAUCAGCCAUCCUCACUCUCAUCCUUGCACAUUGACAAGUGUCCUAAUCUAACAUCCCUGCAGAAAGGCCUGCUAAGCCACCCAUUGAGGGCUCUCAAGGAUUUGAAGAUCAAUAAUUGUGAAGGUCUCCUGUCAUUGCCAUCAGAGUGUUUCCAGCACUCCACAUCACUGGAGAGUCUUCACAUACAUAAGUGCCCCAGGCUGGUGCCAUUGACAGCACUAGAGGAGGGCCUGCUGCCCAGCUUACUAGAAGAUGUCCGGAUUGGCUCCUGCUAUCAGCUAAUCAACCCACUGCUUAAUGAACUCAGGAACCUUGCCUUCCUCACUCAUCUAGAGAUUGCCAACUGCCCUGACCUCUACUAUUUUCCACUGGAGGGCCUGCCUAACACACUUAAAUUCUUGGCGAUUUUGGAUUGUGCCAAUCUCCAAUACCUGCCUCCUGAUCUUUGGAAACUAUCCUCUCUAGUUACAUUGAUCAUCGGCAACUGUCCCCGGAUCCCGCACUUGCCUUCGGAGGGCUUGCCCAAGGGUCUGCAUGAAUUGUACAUCAAAGCAUGCCCAUCACUGAAGGAGCGAUGUGAACUGGGCAGAGAGGAUUCGGCCAAGGUAGCUCAUAUUGUCAAGGUAGAGAUAGAUGAAGACAUCAUGUCUGAGUGAAAAGAGGAAGGAGAUUCUUCUAUAACACUACCACCAACAAUUAUGGUCAUGACAUGUUCAUGGAAAUAGAAGAUGUCUAUCAGAUCAUAACCCAUUCAUACUCCUGAUUCAAGGAAAAAGCACGUCUCUGGCCAAGAGGGAGUCCGAACGGCCAAAGCACGGUAAAAGUUCUUCAAGUCACUGUGAAUGACAUGAUACUGGAUUUUCGUCAAUGUGAAGAAACCCUUGAGCAAUCCAUUAGCAACUCAGAAAUAUCUCCACAAGUUUACUUAUGCUGCUCGUACCUGACAUACAUUUUUGGUCAGUCAGUCCAAUUAGUUCAGUGAAAUAGAAUCUUACAGUUACAAGAAUGAGAUGCUUUAGCUACAAAGCACAACAACUAUAAAUGCAAGUAACCAUAUGUAAACCAAUCUAAGUUUUUGUUCAUUUCAUGGACAAUCUUAAAUAUUGGCCAGCUUUGUAUGAUCAAAGGAAUAACCUCAACUUCAUUCCUGAACUAUACUAGCCCAUGUUUUGUUUCUAUCUCUUAUA